Messenger RNA from Brassica oleracea var. oleracea, 734 nucleotides. RefSeq lists its product as uncharacterized. NCBI's taxonomy places the organism in Eukaryota, Viridiplantae, Streptophyta, Magnoliopsida, Brassicales, Brassicaceae. Gene Ontology annotation, molecular function: aspartic-type endopeptidase activity; zinc ion binding; nucleic acid binding. The transcript is spliced from 2 exons. Gene Ontology annotation, biological process: proteolysis. The annotation marks the transcript as partial. The record is from RefSeq and is a predicted model, not a curated record.
AUGAUAUCCAACUUUAUGUUUGGUCUAAAACCAGAGUUAGAAAAUAGACUGGCAGUCGGGAACUACGAGAGUCUCACCGAGCUAGUGGAAAACGCUGUGAAUGUGGAGAUCGGAUUGGAAGCUGAGAAGGCGGCAAGUAAGAAAUCUAAGCAGCAUCAAGAAGGAAAGUAUGGUGGAAACCAAAGAUCAUUUAAGGGUAAAGACAAGGAAAAGGAACCGGGAGGGCCCAAUCGACGAUCUCUGUUCACAGGAAAAUACUUUAAUUGUGGCAAGAUAGGCCAUAAAUCAAGUAAAUGCUACGGGAAGAAACCUGGAUCCUUUCAGUCAAACUCCUACAAUCCUACAUGCUACACGUGUGGAAAGAAAGGACACAUCUCUACCCAGUGCAGCGUCAAUCCUCCUAUCCCAGCUACGCCAAUCGCUGUUCAUCCUCCCCCAGCUCCAUCUGCAAUCGCACCAGCGCCAAAAAGGCAAGCUAUAGGAGGUAGAGUUUACACUUUAGAACUAGAGGAUACUAAACCUCCAGGCCCAUCUAAGGGUCCCAUCACAGGAAUUUUACAUGUUGCGGGACGUCCCACACAUGUAUUGUUCGACUCGGGGGCAACACAUUGCUUGGUGGCCCCUGAGGUAGCUGCCGAGUUUGUGGGUUCAUUUGUGAUUGACAGGAUGGAUGUGGCUGUGAUGAUUCCCGGAGACCAAACCCUCCAAGCAAAAGAGUGCCUCAGAAGAGCUCU